Molecule: messenger RNA, 1383 nt
Organism: Arabis nemorensis
Lineage: Eukaryota; Viridiplantae; Streptophyta; Magnoliopsida; Brassicales; Brassicaceae
Source: the annotation of a GenBank genome assembly
AUGGAUUCUCCAUCAUCGGAAGUAAGAAUCGUCUCAAAAUGCUUCGUGAAACCCAAAAUCAUCCCUGAAAAAUGGAAAGAGCCAUACCAUUUGUCACCUUUGGAUCUUGUGAUGCUCUCUAUGCACUACAUUCAAACGGGUCUUCUCUUUCUCAAACCAUCUGAUGAUGCAAUCAGAUCAAAAGAUUUCAUGGAGACUUGGUUACAAAAGCUUAAAGACUCUCUAGCCGCAACACUUGUCCAUUUCUAUCCGCUCGCAGGUCGCCUCUCGACUCUAACAACCGAUAACCCGAGAUCAUACUCGGUGUUUGUGGAUUGUAACAAUAGUCCCGGGGCUGGAUUUAUCCAUGCAAAGGCUGAUCUAAGUGUAGGAGAUAUUGUUGGGUCCAAAUAUGUUCCUUUGGUUGUUCAAUCUUUCUUUGACCACCAUAAAGCCGUGGCUCACGAUGGUCAUACCAUGAGUCUCUUAUCAGUCAAGGUGACAGAAUUGAUAGAUGGAGUGUUCAUAGGAAUGUCUAUGAAUCAUUCGAUUGGAGAUGGAAGUUCAUUUUGGCAGUUCUUCAACUCUUUGUCCGAGAUCUUCAAUUCUCAAGAAGAAACCAUUGAUAAUGACAACAACAAAUUGUUUUGUCUCAAGAAUCCACCAAUCUUUCGUGAAGUGUCCGAUCCUUUAUACAGGUUUCCGUUCAGUGAACCUGAUAAGUCCAUUACUCAAUUCGAAUCUCCGGUUUUCAAGGAGAGAAUGUUCCAUUUCUCAUCAGAAACAGUGAGAUCACUGAAACUAAAGGCGAAUCAAGAUUGCGGAACAACAAAGAUCUCUUCUUUACAGUCAUUAACCGCAUUUAUAUGGAGAAGCAUUACAAGAGCAAGAAGAUUACCAAAUGAUCAAGAAACUACUUGUAGGUUUGCUGCUGAUAAUAGAUCAAGAAUGGAUCCACCAAUGCCAAUGAAUUACUUUGGAGUUUACAUCUCUCUUGUGAAAACGACUAUGAAAAUUGGUAACGUUUUGGAGAAUGAGUUUGGGUUUGCUGCUUUGAAACUGCAUCAAGCUGUAACCGAACACACUAGCGAAAAGAUCUCUUCCGAAAUGGAUCGAUGGUUGAAGUCUCCUACUGAUUUGCGAUCAGAGCUACAUUCAAACCCGAACCUUGUUCAUAUGGGAAGCUCACCGAGGUUUAACAAGUACGGAUGCGAGUUUGGGAUGGGGAAAGCGGUUGCGAUUAGAAGCGGUUAUAGUAGUAAGUAUGACGGGAAGGUAUCAGCUUAUCCGGGAAGAGGAGGAGGAGGAAGCAUAGAUUUGGAAGUAUGUCUUAUUCCAGAGUUUAUGGAAGCUUUGGAAUCAGAUCAAGAGUUCAUGUCCUUUGUCUCCUCUUCUUCUUCUUGA